AUCGACCACAGAGGGCGCUGCACGCACGGUAGGCUGGCCUCCGCGGCCUUCUCAUCUUUUUGUCUGAGAACAGGAUCCCUCUGCCGCUCUACAGUGUGUGCGAUAGCCUCGGAGCCGCGUCCGUACCACACUGUCAAACCACUCCAAACGAAUACAACCGCGACCAAAAAGCAUUAAUCGAACACGUCCCGCUAUGGCGCGCCUUAUCCGCCGGUAGGUCGCUCGUAUUUGGGACUGUUGGUUCGGAACUUAGUCCGGGUUUGAAUCGGGCUCGCUCGCUGUGUGCAUCAGUCUUUAUUAGCGAGCUGCCGCUCUUCUUGCUACCAGCUAUUUCUUUAACUUUUUAAACACUCCGCUUCGCGAAUGACUGAGCGCCGGCGGAGUAUGGGAUCGUUGGUGUCUUAGGAAGCAACCGAAGUGGGCUUUAACCGUUUUUGCAUGCCAAAACAAUGGCAAAUUCGACGGGGAAAAAUCUUCCAGAUCAGCGAAGGAAGGGACAGGCUUUCCUGGACGAGCUGCGGCAAUUUCACCAAAGCAGAGGAUCGCCGUUCAAGAAGAUUCCUAUCGUGGGUGGAAAAGAGCUGGAUCUGACCGCUCUCUAUUACAGAGUCGUCUCUUUAGGUGGAUUUGCUAAGGUGUCUGACAAAAACCAAUGGAAUGAACUCGGGGAAGAGUUUCAUUUUCCGAGGAGUUGCUCCAACGCUGCAUUCGCUUUAAAACAGUACUACCUUCGAUACUUGGAAAAGUAUGAGCGGGUCCACCACUUUGGCGAGGACGAUGACGAAGCGCAGCCGGGGAACACCAAGACCUUUCUUCCAGUUGGCGCCAUUCCCACGUCUUACAACUACCAGCAGCAUGUUGUCUCAGACUAUCUUCGCCAAAGCUACGGGCUGUCUACUGAAUUUAUCCCGCCGUGCGACUACAACAAACUGGUGCUGUCUCUCCUGUCGGGCCUGCCCAACGAAGUGGACUUUGCCGUCAACGUUUGCACUCUGCUCUCCAACGAGAGCAAGCACGCCAUGCAGCUGGACAAGGACCCCAAAUUGGUCACCUUGCUACUGGCCCACACCGGCGUCUUCGACGACUCGCUAGGCAGCUUCUCCGGGGUUUUUGGUACCGACUGGAAGGCGAAAACGUCCCGGGAUUUUAUCAGGUUUUGGAAAGAGGUGGUGCAGGAUGCCGAAGUCAGGGAGCUGAUCUGGGACAAGAGCAGUACAGCACAAGAUGGUACUUCAGUGGCGGAGCGUUGGCAGAGCCUCUUCCACCCGCCGCGGAACCUGGGCAUCAGCGACAUGGAGGCCCAGCGGGUGCUGCAGGUGGCCGUCAUCCUGCGAAACCUCUCCUUCGAGGAGGCCAACGUGAAGCUGCUGGCGGCCAACCGAACGUGCCUGCGCUUCCUUCUGCUCUGCGCCCACUGUAACCUCAUCUCGCUCCGACAACUCGGGCUGGACACGUUGGGCAACGUGGCCGCCGAGCUCCAGCUCGACCCAGUUGACUUUCGGAUGACCCAUUUGAUCUUUCACACCAUCACCAAAUGCUUAAUGUCCAGAGACAGGUUCCUCAAAAUGAGAGCCAUGGAGAUCCUGGGCAACCUGAGCAAAGCGGAGGACAACGGCGUGCUCAUCUGUGAGUAUGUGGACCAGGACUCGUACAGGGAGGUAAUGGUCCUCCUCACCCUGCCUGACCUCAUGCUCCUCAUGGCCUCGUUGGAGGUGCUCUACCUGUUGGCUCAGCUUGGGGAGGUUCCCUGCAGCAAGAUUGCCUCUGUGGACCGUAGCAUAGACCUGCUGGUGAGGUUAGUCUCUGUGGACCUUCAUACGUUUGGACCCGAUGCCCUAACGGCGGUGCGGUUAAUCGAGCAUCAGGCCAAUACAGAACAGGCUACCGAAGUUCGACCGCAGCUGGUCGAGCAGGCGGCGCAAGGAGCCACAGCCACGACCGCACGGGCUCCGGUUCAGUCCGCACAGACGCCACCUGGCAUAGUUGAACUCGAUGGAGAGAAAUUUACAUUGCAAUGGCUAAAUGCACACUUUGAGACAAACACUGAGGGCUCGGUGUCAAGGUCAGAUAUGUACUCGGAGUACCUUUCCACGUGCAGCAAAAUGGGUCGAAGUAACAUCUUGAACUCGGCCGGCUUCCUCAAAUGUCUGCGGACGGUGUUCCCCAAUCACACGAUGCGGCGGCAGGACGAGUCCAAAUCCAACGGGCCGGUUCACAUCCUCCUGGUGGGGAUAAGGCGGAGGUCAAUACCGCUGCCCGUCCAGCUGUACUACCAGCAGGCGGCAGGUGGAGCGCCCUCUCCUGCAGUUCGGAGCGAAGCCCCUGCCGACCCCCAGGCGCCACCUCCAGGGACACCUCCUGGGAAUCCACCCCAGCUAAGCCGGCCGCCAGGCCUGAGCGUAGGUGGGGCCGCGCCGUCUGGGACCGCCAUUGCGAAGGAGACCCCCAGUGCAAGCCACCCAGCUGUUCCCCAUCAUUCGGUGGCCCCGCACUCGCCUCUGCAGUUACCAGCAAACACUCAGGCAGCGGCGCAGCAAGUUAGGUCCGGUCCAGUUGUCCAGAUUCCGACAUCUGCCCCGGCUUCCCAGAACCACAGCCCGCAAAACGUCGCGGCUUCACCCGCGCUUCAGCAGCACUCCCCCAUGCUCCCCACCGGGACGCCAGUCACGCUUUUUCAACAGGUACCCCAAGGUCACAUACUCACGGCGAGGGUGCAAGGCGUCUGCCCCCCAAUUUCCCAGCACCCGCCGCUCGCCCCGACGCCGCCUCCGCCCACGUCACAGGGAGCCUCGCCCCACGUAGACCCUCAAUGCGGGGUGUCUUCAUCCGCGACCGCCUCUUCCAUCCAAGCGGCGUCAAGUAAUCCGGCGGCGUCCGCUUCCACGAGCUCCCGUGUCACAUUUCAGAAUAUCGCCCCCAAACCAGCGCCAAGCCAGUCCACUGGGCCAGCAGCCACGAUAGCCAACCAGCAGACACAGGCGCAGAGUGUGGUCAUAGUCGGUCCCGGUCCUCAACCAAGCCAAGCCUACACGCCGGCCAUACACCAAAUUGUUCUCGCCAACCCUGCCGCCAUUCCCGGUGCCCAGUCCAUUCAAAUAGCCGGGCAGUCCGGCGCCCCUUCCAACCCGUGCCCGGCUCCCGCGAACCCCCAAGUCCAUCCCAACCAAGCAGUCAGCCACGCACUGUCCAUCAAACGACAUCAGCAAAUGAUUCCGCAAGCUCCUCCCUCGCAGCCUACCUCCUCCGAGUCCAGCUUAAUCAAACAGCUUCUGCUUCCAAAGCGAGGGCCUUCCACGCCGGGCGGAAAGCUCAUCCUUCCCGCGCCGCAGGUGCCCCCUCCCAACAGCACCAGUUCGCAGGUCAUCUACCAGACGGCCUACAACCCCCAGGUGCCCCCUCCCCAGCCGCAGCAACUCAACGUGCAGCUGGUUCCCAGUCAGGUCCAGCUCUUGCCUGGCCAGAUCAUCUCGACGAGUAGUCCGGCCGCAAUCAUCCAGGCCCCCAUGGCGACUGGACAAGUCACUUUUACUGUGGUCCCGAACACUGGCUUUAACACCGUGGCCGCCGUCAGCCACGGCGCCGUGGCCCCGAGCGUCCCGUCGCCGCCGUUCUCGACGGGGACGGCGUCGCAGCAAGCUCCCGCCGUUCCUCCGCCGCCGGCUCCGCUCAGAGGCGACAAGAUCAUUUGUCAAAAGGAGGAGGAGGCCAAGGACGCCACCGGCUUGCACAUCCACGAGCGGAAAAUCGAGGUGAUGGAGAACUCCUCCGUGCCCGACGGGAAAACCAGUAACGGGGACGUCGGGGUCGGCGCCAAGCUGCUAAACGGUCGCAAGUGCAUGGAGUCUAGUCUACCUCCAUACCACUCAGGGAACAGUCAGGGGACGCUAAACGGUCCGGCAGCGGAGAGUUCCCCCGCCAAUGGGAAGCAGGCCCUCUCCCCCGGCCCCGACGCCGCCCCGGAGGGCAACCCCGAUCCUAAAAGGACGCUGGUCAACGGGGUGUGCGACGUGGACCGGGGCGAAGGCGGCGUCAUUAGCAAAAACAUUCCAAAUCACAUUGCUUCCAAGCAGUACUUGGGGAACGGGGAUGUGGGCCCCGCCGAGAAGAGUCCCCCUGCUCCCAGUCCUCCCCUCCAGCAGGACACUGCCAAAGCCCAGCAGGGAGAGCGCCUGGCCAAUGGACCUCAGGCGAUCGGCCCCAGGCCGCCCUCGGAAUUAACAAACGGACCUUUAGGGCCUGGCCACGCCGUGCCCGCGCUAAGGCAGCAACUGCUCCCCAAUUCCACCCCCACCCAGAGCACGUCGGCCCCCCCUGCCAACGGCGUCGCCUCGGAAGCCCGGGGCGUCAAGAGGCCGGCCGACAGCGAGGAUCGCGCCGCGUCCUCGGGGAUCCCCAACAAAGUGGGAGUGCGGAUAAUCACCAUCAGCGACCCCAACAACGCGGGCAGCAGCUCCACCAUGGUGGCCGUGCCGGCGGGAACCGACCCGAGCACCGUAGCCAAAGUAGCAAUCGAGAACGCCAGUCAGCAGAGGAACUGCUCGCCCACGCAGGCAGCUGGCACAACGCUUACCCCGUCUCCGCCCCCCGCCACCCAACCUGCAGACAGCAACGCCCCCCAGCAAGCCCCCACGGCGCCGCCCGAGCCAAGCAGGAAACCGGGGCAGAACUUCAAAUGUCUUUGGCAAUCCUGUAAACGGUGGUUCGAGACUCCAUCCCGAGUGUUUUACCACGCCGCGACGCAACAUGGCGGAAAGGACGUGUACGCGGGCCAAUGUCAGUGGGAAGGAUGCGAUCCUUUCCCGCGGCAGAGACUGUCGUUCAUUACGCAUCUACAGGAUAAACACUGUUCUCGGGAAGCUUUGCUAGCUGGACUCAAACUGGAGGAGCAGCAAGCGCAGAGCCCCAACCCAACUUCUUCCCAGACGCCGCCGCCAGCGGCGACAGGCAGUACUCCGGCGGCGCGACCGCCGAAAGCAAUCGUCAAUCAUCCCAGCGCAGCUCUCAUGGCCCUCCGUAGAGGUUCUCGAAAUUUGGUCUUCAGGGACUUCACGGACGAGAAGGAGGGACCAGUUACCAAACACAUCCGACUAACUGCUGCCUUAACGUUAAAGAACAUCGCCAAGCACUCGGACUGUGGUCGCAUGCUGGUAAAGAAGCACGAGGCGCACCUCUCCGUGCUGGCACUAAGUAACAUGGAGGUUUCCACCACGCUCGCCAAAUGCCUUUAUGAACUGACACGUUCGCUCCAGGCCUAACUAACGCCAAAAGGACAACCUCUAGAAACUCCUCCGUCAUCCUCACGCGCCCACCGAGGCGAGAGGAGGAAAGACGCCGCCGGUGAGCUGUAGCGAGGAAGCGGAAGCGCAGGAAUCCGGACUGAAGAACCUCCGCCUGCUGCCCAGCUCCGCCCCCUUUCUUCCCCCCCCCCCCCCCCCCCCCCCCCCCCCGCAGCUCCUUCAACCUGUGUUUGAAAGCCCACCACGUACCCCUCGUCCACACACUCAACAAACUGCCACGGGGUCUUCCACCAGCUGCCCUUCACAGGGAGCUUUUUCCAACCGCUUCCCCGAGGGACUCCGCCGACGACCCGCCUCCACCCCCCCAAAAAAAAAAAAGAGCACCAAACACGAGCACAUUUUGUCGAUUCUUUUUUUUUCGCCCCACGAACUGACGAGCGAAUUCCGACUGAAUGAAGACCACCGUUUUUAUUUCAAGGGGGGCGGGGUUUGGAAGCCGUUCCACAGGGUUAGAAUCGGAGGACUCGACAGGCAACUAGCGCAGACUUCUUUUGUUUUUCUUUGGAACUUGGUAGCUUGGUUUUUCUUACUUGAGUCGAUUAUAUUUUCACCUAUUUAUUAUUGAAAGAAAUGACAUGACAUUAGAAUUAAUGAAAAGAAAAAAAAUCUUGUAAAUAUCUUGUGAAUAUAUAUAAAGAAGAUCCUCUCUCAUGAUGAUGCAGCCACUGGAGAACUUGCUCUGUGGUGUUAAUAGAAGCAUUACUUUGGUAGGAUUGAAUAAAGUAGUAUGUUUUGUUUGCAUUUUUUUUUUUAUGAUCCCUGGUCACUUGUAUCUAAUGUGAUUCUAUACUCAGCAGUGUAUGAAUGUACUUAAAACCCUGUAAAUACUUCUGCAAAGGUACUGAUGCUGUAAAGCUUAGGGAGAGGGGGGGGGAAACAGUUUUUUGUGGAACUGUGACAUUUUGUAUUAUAAUACCUUGUAGAACUCAUUUUGCUGGCUGAAAGAGUAUGGAAUAAUAUAUCAUGUCAUUUUGUAGAAGAAAAAAAAAAUACUGAAGGUAUUUUCCCCUUUCUGUUUCUUCACACCUGACCCCGCAAUGCUCGCAUACACACAAACACACACACAAAACAAAUGACAUAUAUCUAUCCACUGUAAGCGUUUUGUCAUUGUACGGGCACGGUGCGCCUACCAAAAUUUUUUGGUAUUUGUAAAUUGGUUUAAAUACAUGGAGUUUUUAUACAGGUUUUCUCCUGUGUUCUUUGCUUUACGUGCAGGUAUGAUAUUUUCUUCACUACUUUUUUCUAUCUUAAUAUAGUGUGGAGUUUUAUUGUACUAUUUUUUCAUUCUUAAUACCAUGCCACAUUCCGGCUCACGUCCUCAAGACUGUCCUCUCUACCGUGUGUUGUGUACCAUUUAUGACUGCCUGUCCUAUUAGCAUCUGAGCGGGGUGGGGGGGGCGGGAGGGGGGCACGACCCAACUAUCCUCAUUUCUGCCGUGUCUGUAGGAUGUGUGACUAAAAAUAGACCUAACAGUCUGUUAGAGAUUGGCUUUAUUUACUUUGGUGACUGUUUAUAGUUUUUAAAUAAAAACACUGAACAUUU
Molecule: messenger RNA, 6840 nt
Organism: Syngnathus typhle (broad-nosed pipefish)
Lineage: Eukaryota; Metazoa; Chordata; Actinopteri; Syngnathiformes; Syngnathidae
Gene: arid2
Product: AT-rich interactive domain 2
Exons: 21
Coding region: 450-5255 (1601 amino acids)
Biological process (GO): regulation of DNA-templated transcription
Cellular component (GO): SWI/SNF superfamily-type complex
Molecular function (GO): DNA binding
Source: RefSeq, a predicted model, not a curated record